AAGCAGGUGCCCGGAAGUUCAGCGUGCAAAAGUGGCGGCCAGCAAAAAAGUGAUUAAAAUGGUUAAAUCAAGCAAAAAAGUUUCUGCAUUUGCAGUUUUUAAAAACAAGAAGGCUUACAAUGUGCCUCAGAAUGACAAUGGCAUCCCAAGCGCCUCAUCCAGCAUGACCAGCCUCAACUCACAAUUUGAAGAAGCGGAUAAAAUUUCGCUGAGCUCUACACUUCACAGUCGACGCAGUGGCGAAAUGGAAAAUGUCUCGCUGAAGUCAGGUCGUCGGAGUGGAGAAAGGGUGUCGUCACUAAAGGAGAUGUUCCGUGGAAGUAUUAGAAAGAGACAGUCAUCUGGAGAGAAAAAGGAAAAGAAGGCUCAUCGUAACAGCAAAGGUCGGCCCUCAUUUCUGCCUGAUGAAGCCCUCAAAAGUCCCGUUAUUGACCCAGAGGUCAAACUCACUGGCAUGAAGACACGAGCAAGCUCAUCAAAGUUGAAUGGACUACCACCAAGACCAACGAGUACUACUUUACCAGAUUACCCUAAAGUACAGAAAAUCCAAAGUUCCUCCACCCUCCCUGUCAAUACCACUGCAGACAUAUCCAGCAAGACGCUUCGGUCCUCACAGUCAGAUAUCAGCCAACAAAAAACUAGUACUCCAUACAAUUCGAAUGCAUCUACUGCUCUGUUUACCGCAAAAGCAUCAAAAUCGCCCAAGUUGAAAUCGCCAAAAGCUUCAGACAUUACUACCGAAACAAAAACUCCAAGUGGCCAUCUUGAUCUAAUGUCAAAAGAAAACAUUGUUAGUUCACCUAAGAAGGGCAAGACGCCUGAUAAAACACCUAAGAAUACACCGGGAGCCAAAGAAAAGACACCUAAUAUGAAAAGUAAAAAGUCUAAGACGCCAGAGAUGAGGGUACCGGAACGUAAACAGAGCACACCAAAGGACCAGUCGUCACCUGAUCUGCCAACUAAACGACCUCGCCAGCCGACGCCCCGGGAAAAGAAGGCGGAAUUGAGUGCAGUGUCACCGAGUCCGAAGAAGAGACGGGUGCAGAAGGACACGGCACCAGAGAAAGUGAUGGAGGAGACGGCAUCCAACAGCAGUGAUGUGCCCGACGGGGCAAGCAUUGGAAAGGCUGAUCUGAUGCCUCUAGAGAAGCCGUCCCUGACCAUGUACGACAGCCAGCUUGAAGCUCAAAGACUGUUCGAACUGAUGAUUCACCCAGUGAAGUUAGAGAAGUUCUUCAAAGAUUUGUGGGAACAGAAGCCAUUGAUCGUGAAGCGUCACAAAGCUGAUUAUAAUGAGGGUUGGUUCAGCACGGCAGAGUUUGAUAGGAUUAUGAGGGAGAAUGCACUCCAUUUUGGUGUCAACUUAGACAUCGUAACGUAUGAAAAUGGUCGCAGAGAAACGCAUAACCCUCCAGGACGAGCUUAUGCACCCAUUGUUUGGGAUUAUUAUAGCAAUGGCUGUUCAGUGCGCUUGCUGAACCCGCAGACAUUCUCUCCGAGUGUGUGGAAGUGUCUGUCUGUCUUACAAGAAUACUUUGGGUGCUUUGUAGGUGCAAAUAUUUACCUCACUCCACCAGGGUCGCAAGGUUUUGCUCCACAUUAUGACGACAUUGAGGCAUUUGUUAUACAGCUCGAAGGGAAGAAACACUGGAAGUUAUAUAAUCCAAUGAGUGAAAACCAGACCCUACCAAGGUUUUCCAGCAAAAAUUUCAGUGAAGAAGAUCUAGGUGCUCCCCUGCUUGACACCGAAUUAGAAGCUGGUGACUUCCUCUACUUCCCUAGAGGUAUUGUGCAUCAGGCCAAUACCCCAGAUGACACCCAUUCCCUCCAUAUCACAGUCUCGGCCUGUCAGAAGAACACCUGGGGAGACUUACUAAUGAAUAUGGUGCCCGCAGCAUUAAAGAUAGCUAUGGAAGAAGACAUAGAUUUCCGAAGAUCAUUACCAAGAGAUUACCAAAACUAUAUGGGAAUUGUCAACAGUGAUAAGCAGUGUGAGGGUCGUGCGUCAUUCCUUAAGACCGUGGAAAAGCUAAUGAAGAAGUUGCUGACACAUUCUCCUGUAGAUGCUGCGUGCGACCAGAUGGGACAGCGUGUCGUUCAUGAGGCACUCCCACCGUUCUUAACAGAAGCGGACAAGAUGUGUAGCAUUCAUGGUAUGGGUGAGAAAUGGGAUGAGGAGUACGGCCGUGUCCGCGGUCGCAUUGAACUCGAGCCAGAUACUUGUGUCAAAAUAGUCAGAAAGGGUGUGAUCAGACUUGUGAUGGAGGAAGAAACCGUACGGAUAUACCACUCGUUGGAGAAUACCCGGGUCUUUUGUGAGAAGGAGCCACAGUUCAUUGAUGUCUCUAGCGAAGUAGCGCCAGCUGUUGAAUUCUUGAUCCACCAAUAUCCCAAGUACGUCCCAAUCGAUAGCCUGCCAUUGGAAACAAUAGUUGAAAAGAUUGACAUCGCUACACAGCUGUAUGAGAAAGGACUGCUGUUGACGUAUGCACCACUGGAGCCGCUCACAGAAGGUGAAGAUGACGCUGAUGCCUAAGAUGUUCUAGAAGUUGUUACUUUGCUUCCAGUUGACUAGCUCUGUCUUGUUUUCACACGGUGUAUCAAAUUGUCUGUUCAUGUUCACAUGACUGCUUUUUGAUUGCACCAUUAUGUGACAAUUGACAGUGACACUGAACAGGGGAGGUACUGGGUUCUGAUUGACUGCUGCAUCAGUCCCUUGUGGUCAGAGAAGUUGUGCAUUUUUGUUGAAAAGUCAAACAAAUAUUACCCCAGUGAACCAGUUUGUUUUCAAAUGACAAUUUUGCAUUUUAGAAUCAUUGUCUUUGUACAAAAGCAUUUAAAUAUCCUUCACAUUGCUGAGUAGAUGUAGUUUCUUGCUUGGACUUUGAAUUGCUUGUGUUCAUGAAAGUGGAAGAAGCGCAAAUUGCUUGUUUUCAGUGUAAGAGGGUAUGAAUAGGGAUACCCUGUACAUUUAUUUAGGAUGCAAAGCUUGGUGCAUUAUAUUCAUGUGAAUGCUAUUCAAAAACUCACUGCCUCUGCAAGUUACAGUGUGGUGUUCAGACAAAGGUGUGGACCAAACGUAAUCUAUGAACAAGAAAACAUAUGGCUACUGGCUAUCAUGAUAUUUUUGGAGAGUUUGAUUUUCAGCAUUUAUCAAUUUUUCAGUUUUGCGGUAAUUGGAGAGGUAAUCUCUGAGACUUUUAGGAACUUGUAGGAUUUGCAAGGAAUUCUUUUUAAAAGCCAUUUGUCACGGUUCUAACCUUUAUUUCGGAUUAUGUAAAUAGAGUAAUUUUAGGCAUUGUUAAGAUAGGAAAAGUAAGUUCUGUUCACGAGUGGUGAAUGUGAUUUUAUUCCAUAUGACUGUACACCUGUAAAUAAUCAACAUAUAAGCACCCACAAAGGAGCAUUUGGUGUCACUGCGAGGUGACAAUAAUAUCUUGUUCUAGUGGUGAUCACAGAUCCUGCAACAAGAAGCAAUUAUAACUCCAACCUCUGAUUAGUAUCAAACCCAGCGAUUUCCUGUUUUACCUGCAGAGAGGCAAUCUUUUUAGCGCCAAUCGCAGUGAUUAUUGUUGCCGGUGGCAGCGACAAAAAUGUCUCAUUUAUGGGGAGCUUUAGGCAUGCUUCCACAUCAAGUCUUCCAAUAACAAUUUCAAUUCAAUGGAGUGUAAGACACAAUAAAAGUUAUCUCAAAAGGAA
Messenger RNA from Lineus longissimus, 3699 nucleotides. RefSeq names its product ribosomal oxygenase 1-like. The coding region runs from base 59 to 2536 and encodes 825 amino acids. Lineage: Eukaryota; Metazoa; Nemertea; Pilidiophora; Heteronemertea; Lineidae. The transcript is spliced from 18 exons. The record is from RefSeq and is a predicted model, not a curated record.